This is a messenger RNA of Jatropha curcas, 1311 nucleotides long. RefSeq names its product alpha-soluble NSF attachment protein 2 (gene ALPHA-SNAP2). The record is from RefSeq and is a predicted model, not a curated record. NCBI's taxonomy places the organism in Eukaryota, Viridiplantae, Streptophyta, Magnoliopsida, Malpighiales, Euphorbiaceae. Gene Ontology annotation, molecular function: soluble NSF attachment protein activity; syntaxin binding. Gene Ontology annotation, cellular component: vacuolar membrane; SNARE complex. Gene Ontology annotation, biological process: intracellular protein transport; SNARE complex disassembly.
GACUUCUACUUUUCAAAACAAAGGAAAAGCACAAACACGACACGAAAUUGAUGAAAUCGGUUCCCUUACAUAGACUAUCCGAUUUCCGAAACUGAUGAAAUCGUUUCCCUCGUCGAUCUUUCUCGCUUAAUUGAGUCUUCAUUUCAUUUCCACAUUCAUCAAUAAUUUCUCAAAAAUGGGAGAUCAGAUAGCUCGAGCAGAGGAUUUCGAGAAGAAAGCUGAAAAGAAGCUUAGCGGUUGGGGCUUGUUUGGCCGCAAAUACGAAGAUGCUGCCGAGCUCUUCGAUAAAGCCGCCAAUUCCUUCAAGCUCGCCAAAUCCUGGGAUCAAGCAGGAGCAACUUAUGUCAAGUUGGCAAACUGUCAUGUGAAGUUGGAUAGUAAACACGAGGCUGCUCAAGCUUAUGUUGAUGCUGCUCACUGUUAUAAGAAAACUUCUACAAGUGAGGCAAUAUCUUGCUUAGGUCAGGCAGUAGAUUUGUUUUGUGAUAUAGGAAGGAUCAGUAUGGCUGCAAGAUAUUACAAGGAAAUUGCUGAAUUAUACGAGUCAGAAGCAAAUAUUGAGAAAGCUAUUGAUUUUUAUGAAAAGGCAGCUGAUUUUUUCCAAGGUGAAGAAGUAACAACUUCUGCAAACCAGUGCAAGCAGAAAGUAGCCCAGUUUGCUGCUCAACUAGAACUAUACCAAAAGUCUAUUGAGAUUUAUGAAGAGAUUGCCAAGCAGUCACUUGGCAAUAACUUGCUUAAGUAUGGAGUCAAAGGUCAUCUUCUCAAUGCUGGCAUUUGCCAUCUCUGUAAAGGCGAUGUUGUUUCCAUAAAUAAUGCAUUGGAGCGAUAUCAGGAACUGGAUCCAACGUUUUCAGGAACUCGUGAACACCGACUCCUAUCGGAUAUUGCUGCUGCCAUUGAUGAGGAAGAUGUUGCAAAGUUUACUGACAUUGUUAAGGAUUUUGACAGCAUGACUCCAUUGGACCCCUGGAAGACGACCCUUCUGUUGAGGGUGAAAGAGAAGCUGAAAGCAAAGGAACUGGAGGAGGAUGACCUUACCUAAGUUCGAAUUUUACAUCUUUUGUUCUUUUGGUUUUUCUGCAAUGAUUGCAUUGUAUUAUCUGUCAGUUUACAAUCACUCUAAUUUACACUGUCUCUGUUUUAAAUGUUUUCUUGGCUUGGAUUUUAAUCAGAGAGUUGGUUGCUUAACCACUGUGGACAUGAGCUUGUAAUUGAGAUAUGGUAUUUUUUUUGGAAUUUGUUGAUACCCUAUGAACUUGAAAGGAUCUGAGAUUUAAUGGAGGAUAUGAUCAAAUUUGUCGAAUCAAA